ACACUCCAGCUUGAUCAACAGAGCUAGACCCUGUCUCAAAAACAAAAAAUAAAAACAAACAAGUGGGCAAGUGGCUGGCCCCAAGGCUCAAGGCCCCAGUGGCAGGCCCGGUCUGGCUUGGAGUGGAGUGGUAGUGACUCUCAGGCAGGCAGGGAGGAGGAAGUUGGGAGUCAACCUAAGACUAGGCUCACCAGAUUGCUGGGAAGGUUACCAAGGUGCUGUGUGGUAAGUAGUGAGAACAGCCCGAGUGUUUGUCUUUCACUCCUUCCCCUCAUGGGGGCUGCAAACUCACCCCAUGGCCUCUCUGUCCUUCCCUCAGGGCCCGAAGUUGCUCAGCCUGAGGUACGUACCACCCUGGGUCGUGUGUGAGGCCGGCAGGUGGGCGUGAAGGGCACAGACCGCCUUGUGAAUGUCAUCCUGGGCAUUCCGUUUGCCCAGCCACCACUGGGGCCUGACCGGUUCUCAGCCCCAUGCCCAGCACAGCCCUGGGAGGGUGUGCGGGACGCCAGCAGUGCGCCCCCUAUGUGAGUAGUGCUGGUGGAGGCGGGCAAACCGGCAGGUUACUAGGGGAAUCCUGCUACUGGGGCUUGUGGGAUUGAACAACUCGACCUCAGGCCCAUCCUUGGCCACAGGUGCCUACAAGACAUGGAGAGCAUGAACAACAGCAGAUUUAUCCUCAAUGGAAAACAGCAGAUCUUUUCUCUUUCAGAGGACUGCCUGGUCCUCAACAUCUAUAGCCCAGCUGAGGCUACCGCAGGGGCCAGUAGGCCGGUAGGCACCCCAGAGGGCCCUGUUCACCCGAUCCAGCUCCACUACUCCCACCUUUCCCCUCCCCGUCCCUGUUUCCAAAGCACCCUAGAGGUCCUGAGACUGCCCUGGGCUGGCAGGUGGGCAGCUGAGGUCUCAGGAUCUUGGGGGUCACUGCCCCAUGGCCACCUCUGCAGGUCAUGGUAUGGGUCCAUGGAGGCUCUCUGAUAACUGGCGCUGCCACCUCCUAUGAUGAAUCAGCCCUGGCUGCCUAUGGGGAUGUGGUCGUGGUUAUAGUCCAGUACCACCUUGGGGUCCUUGGCUUCUUCAGCACUGGAGGUGAGCAUGCACCUGGCAACCAGGCCUUUCUAGAUGUGGUAGCUGCUCUGCGCUGGGUGCAAGGGAACAUCACUCCCUUCGGGGGUGACCUCAACUGUGUCACCGUCUUUGGUGGAUCUGCUGGUGGAAGCAUUGUCUCUGGCCUGGUCCUGUCCCCAGUGGCUGCAGGGCUGUUCCACAGAGCCAUCACACAGAGUGGGGUCAUCACCAGCCAAGGGAUCAUCGAGUCUCACCCCUGGCCCCUAGCUCAGAAGGUUGCCCACCUGGCUGGAUACAACCAGAAUAGCACACAGAUCCUGGUAAACUGCCUGAGGGCACUUUCAGGGGCCAAGGUGAUGUGUGUGUCCAACAAGAUGAGAUUCCUCCAACUGAACUUCCAGGGAGACCCUGAAGAGAUUAUCUGGUCCAUGAGCCCUGUGGAGCAUGGUGUGGUGAUCCCAGAUGACUCUCUGGUGCUCCUGACCCAGGGGCAGGUUUCAUCUGUGCCCUACCUUCUAGGUGUCAACAACCUGGAGUUCAACUGGCUCUUGCCUUAUAUCAUGAAGUUCCCGCUAAACCGGCAGGCGAUGAGAAAGGAAACCAUCACUAAGAUGCUCUGGAGUACCCGCAGCCUGUUGAAUAUCACCAAGGAGCAGGUACCACUUGUGGUGGAGGAGUACCUGGACAAUGUCAAUGAGCAUAACUGGAAGAUGCUACGAAACUGUAUGAUGGACAUAGUUCAAGAUGCCACUUUCGUGUACGCCAUGCUGCAGACUGUUCACUACCACUGAGAUGCCGGACUCCCUGUCUACCUGUAUGAAUUUGAGCACCACGCUCGCGGAAUAAUUGUCAAACCCCGCACUGAUUGGGCAGACCAUGGGGAUGAGAUGUACUUCCUCUUCAGGGGCCCCUUCGCCACAGGACUUUCCACAGGUAAGGAGAAGGCACUUAGCCUCCGGAUGAUGAAAUACUGGGCCAACUUUGCCUGCACAGGAAAUCCCAAUGAUGGAAAUCUGCCCUGCUGGACACGCUACAACAAGGAUGAAAAGUACCUGCAGCUGGAUUUUACCAUAAGCGUGGGCAUGAAGCUCAAGGAGAAGAAGAUGGCUUUUUGCGUGAGUCUGUACCAGUCUCAGAGACCUGAGAAGCAGAGGCAAUUCUAAGGGUGGCUAUGCAGGAAGGAGCCAAAGAGGGGUUUGCCCCACCACCCAGGCCCUGGGGAGACUGGCCAUGGACAUACCUGGGGACGAGAGUUCUACCCACCCCAAUUUAGAACUGCAGGAGCUCCCUGCUGCCUCCAGGCCAGAGCUAGAGCUUUUGCCUGUUGUGUGGGACCUGCACUGCCCUCUCCAGCCUGACAUCCCAUGAUGCCCCCUACCUCAAUGUUGACAUCCAGUUAGGCCAGGCCCUGUCAACACCAUACUGUGCCCAGCUCUCCAGCCUCAGGACAACCUCUCUUUUUCCCUUCUUCAAAUCCUCCCACCCUUCAAUGUCUCCUUGUGGCUCCUUCUUAUGGGAGGUCGACCCAGACUGCCACUGCCCCUGUCACUGCACCCAGCUUGGCAUUUACCAUCCAUCCUGCUCAACCUUGUGCCCAUCUGUUCACAUUGGCCUGGAGGCCUAGGGCAGGUUGUGACAUGGAGCAAACUUUUGGUAUUUGGGAUCUUCUCUCCCACCCGCACUUAUCUCCCCCAGGGCCACUCCAAAGUCUAUCCACAGGGAUGUUCUCAAUAAAGAAGUGUUGAUUUGACCUGAAUUUCUCCACCUAUAAAA
Messenger RNA from Cercocebus atys (sooty mangabey), 2838 nucleotides. Its product is annotated as carboxylesterase 4A-like. NCBI's taxonomy places the organism in Eukaryota, Metazoa, Chordata, Mammalia, Primates, Cercopithecidae. The record is from RefSeq and is a predicted model, not a curated record. The transcript has 11 exons.